Saxophila tyrrhenica is the source of this 1431-nucleotide messenger RNA. RefSeq lists its product as uncharacterized. The record is from RefSeq and is a predicted model, not a curated record. NCBI's taxonomy places the organism in Eukaryota, Fungi, Ascomycota, Dothideomycetes, Mycosphaerellales, Extremaceae. The coding region runs from base 1 to 1431 and encodes 476 amino acids. Gene Ontology annotation, cellular component: membrane. Gene Ontology annotation, molecular function: transmembrane transporter activity. Gene Ontology annotation, biological process: transmembrane transport. The transcript is spliced from 6 exons.
AUGGACAGUUCAAAAGAAGAUGUCAAGACGGAGUUCGUCGACGAAAGAGCACAACAACCGGAUGAGAUAUACGAUAAUGAUCAUGAAGAUCCGAGGAUCAAGCGGAUCAAACGCAAAGUUGACCUUCGACUGUCGUUGAUUCUGGCAGUGAUGUAUUGUGUCAAUCAGAUUGAUCGGACGAACUUGGGCAAUGCAUCGAUUGCAGGCAUGGACGUCGACUUGAACCUCAUAGGGAACCGAUAUCAAAUUAUUGUCCUAGUCUUCUUCCCAUUCUACAUCCUGGGUAACCCAAUCGCAACGGUUCUUGCCCGAAAACUAGGCCCACGACCAUUCCUCGCAGCCAUCACCGCAGCUUUCGGCCUCGUCGUUGUUGGAAUGGGCCUCUCGGACAACUGGCAGACUCUCAUGGGCCUGCGAAUGCUGCUGGGUAUCUUCGAGAGCUGCUUCUUUCCCUCCGCCAUCUUUCUGGUCUCGAUGUGGUAUCUGAGACGUGAGGUCGCGAAGAGGAAUGCGUUCUUCUACUUGAUCGGAAACUCCGUUGGUGGAUUUGGAGGUGUGCUCGCAUUCGGGCUUCAGCAGAUGGACGGUAUUGCUGGCCAUGAGGGAUGGCGCUGGAUCUUUAUCUGGGAAGGCAUUAUCACGGCCAUCAUCGCCAUCAUUGGCUUCAUCUUCCUUGUCGACUUCCCGGAGGAGGCGCACAAGUCCAAGUUCUUCUUGACCGAUGAGGAGAUCAAGCUCAUGGUCGACCGUGUGGACAGGGACAGAGGAGACGCUCAUGUUACUGAGUUCUCGAUUUGGAAGUAUCUGUCAGAGGCAAAGGAUUGGAAGUGCUGGUGCUUUGCCGUACGUACCCUCCGAGCAAAGUCAUAUAAAAUGUUCACUGACGGGACUACUUAUCUGCAGGCCAACUUCGGCUUCGCUGGGCUGGUCACAUACAGUGUCAGCUACUUCUUGCCAAUCAUCCUGCGAGAAAGCUUGGGCUUCAGCGUCGCCCUGUCACAAUGCUUGACAGCGCCAUGCUACGUCUUUAGCUUCCUUCUCGGCUUCGCUGAAGCCGUAGUGUCGGACAAGACGAACUGGCGCGGCCAUAUCAUCGUAUUCAACUCGGUCUUGAUGAUCAUCGGCGCAAACUCGAACGUCACAGCAUCCAUGACCUAUCAGCAAAACAACGUCGUCGGCCAAUGGAAACGUGCAUUCACAUCAGCAAACAUGGUCGCCAUGGGUGGAGUUGGCGGCAUUAUCGGCGGAUCUGUCUUCCGUGGCCAGGAUGCACCUCAGUAUGUUCCCGGUCUCAUUACCUGCUUCUUAGCAGCAGGUUUAACGAUCCUGAGCGUGAUGGCCACGACCAUCUACAUGAUCAAUCAGAAUCGGAAGCAAGCAAAGGGCCAGAUCGUGAUCGAAGGUGUCCCGGGCUUUCGAUACACAAUCUGA